This is a messenger RNA of Sitophilus oryzae (rice weevil), 833 nucleotides long. RefSeq names its product MICOS complex subunit Mic10-like. Bases 349 to 603 code for a protein of 84 amino acids. Gene Ontology annotation, cellular component: mitochondrion; mitochondrial inner membrane; MICOS complex. Lineage: Eukaryota; Metazoa; Arthropoda; Insecta; Coleoptera; Curculionidae. The record is from RefSeq and is a predicted model, not a curated record. The transcript has 2 exons.
AUACAAUAUAAAUGUUUAAAAAAAACUUGGAAAAAACUGAUUAAUAUCCUCUGAUAUCUUUUAUGAAAGGAAUAAUUUUAUUUGCCGGUAUUGGCUAAACUGGUAUUUCGAAAAUUACCGAAUGUCAUAUGUUAUUUGACUUUGAUGAUGAUUUUUUAAUUGAGAAAAUUACAUAUAACUCCUUUAGAUUUUUUAUUAUAUACAAAGUGUGGAUUAAUCAUUAAUAUAUAUUAGUGAACAAUAUAAUAAUUUGUGCUUAGUAGAAGCAGCUGAAUAAUUUUAAAGCAUAUAUUGCUCCUCGUGAUAAAUAUCCAUAUUAACACCUAAAAUUAAGUAUCUUCAUAUACCAUGUCCUCCCCAAUAUAUAUAGAGGAAGAACUGGGUCGAAAAUGGGAUAAAUGUUUAUCAGAUUCUGUCAUAAAAUUUGGAGGUGGAAUAGUACUAGGAUCAGUGUUCUCACUGCUGUUUUUCAAAAGAAAAAGGUGGCCCAUUCUUAUGGGUGGUGGAUUUGGUAUAGGUAUGGCAUAUGCAAAUUGUGAAAAAGACCUUAAUGCUACGAUACGUAGUUGUGAAUUGGUUUCUUCAAAUUUUCAGAAAAAAUAAUAACACUGCCUCUUAGUGCAUAUGUUACUAACUUAUUUCCUGUAAAUUUUAUGUAGCAUGUAUAUAUAUUUUAUAUUAUAGUUAUCACUUUGUUUUUUUUAAUGACUACAUUGUCUACAGUUUACUUAGGAUUGUGAAAAAAUUUACAGUAAAAAGAAACCAAUGCUAAAAAUGAAAUUACAACUUGUUCAUAUUUGGCAAUUAGAUAUAAUAAAUAUUUACACCAGUUA